Messenger RNA from Synchytrium microbalum, 366 nucleotides. RefSeq lists its product as uncharacterized. Lineage: Eukaryota; Fungi; Chytridiomycota; Chytridiomycetes; Synchytriales; Synchytriaceae. The transcript has 3 exons. The record is from RefSeq and is a predicted model, not a curated record. Bases 1 to 366 code for a protein of 121 amino acids. Gene Ontology annotation, cellular component: nucleolus.
AUGAAGACCAAGGAGGAAGCUGUCCGAGGAAGACCCGUGUCUGGAAGGUCAUGGAAGAAAGUAGAGACCUCGCGGAAAUCGUCAAUGAUUGACAAUAAGAUGCUCAAGCCUGGUUGGGCAAAGCAACAGGAACUCAGAAAAGAACGUCAGAUCGUCAAGACUAUGGAAUCGGAAAUAAAGGCUCGGAAAACUGCAGAAAAGGAAGCUCUAAAGGUUCAAAGAGCUGCUAAUAUCAAACGAAAGGAGGAAAACAAUCGAAGGGCUGAGAUACUAGUGCAAGUAUCAGCUUCCAAGAUAAAGCAUCUCAGUAAGAAGAAGCUUCGAGGCAUCAGAAAGGUGUCUGCUGCUUCUAUUGCCAAGAAGUAG